Messenger RNA from Symbiodinium sp. CCMP2456, 1068 nucleotides. The record is from the annotation of a GenBank genome assembly. NCBI's taxonomy places the organism in Eukaryota, Dinophyceae, Suessiales, Symbiodiniaceae.
AUGUACCGCCUUGCAGCUGCACGGCUUGCGUCGCUUCAAGCACGAUCCCAUGGCCCCGCGCUUUCGGAGAUCCCCCGAGCGAAGUUCAAGCAGGGCCUUGGCGACGUGGCUCUCAGGGCCUCGAAGCAGCCGCUGCAGGGCGCUCCCGAGGUCAGUGGAUCGCAAGUUUCCUCGAGCUCCAACAGUUCCUUCCAGGGCGGGAUCCCCUUCUACCAGCCGAAGGAUAGCACCAAAGACUUGAAAGUUUUCAGCGACGCUAUCACCGGUCACCUCCAGAUUGUGCUAAGUUGCAUUUCUCUCACAGACCAGGACUUGCUAAGUUGUGCCGGACAGACUGAAAUUCAAAUCGUGCAGCUUGUCUGUUCCGCACAGACGGUCGCGUGCAAACUGGCAACUACAGCUUGCAACGCUUUAGAGAAGCUUCCGACACUGCUGUGGGCGGCACGGGGUCACGGAAGUACUGAGCUCUCCGAUUGCAUAGCUGAGCUUAGUGGCAACCUAGGUACUCUGCGAAAGGAGACACAGGGAAUCCGCUCUGACUAUAUUGAUUUGCUCACGCAGGUACAGUACAUGGGGCACUGCACACAGGUCACAGUGGAUCAGACGGUGAUGAGUCUUCUUCCGGAACCCUCCGAGAAAGAAGACGGGAGCAUGGAGUGCCAAAUUCCACCCAACCUGGCUCUCGAGCCUCAAGAAGGGAACGAAGAGUCACAGAAGUAUCUGGAACUGACACUUUUGCACUUGGAUUACAUGAGCCAGAUUUUGGAGGAAUGCUCUGACUUUUGGCUGAUGUUGCACCAAGCAGAGCUGCAGCUCCGGAAGCUGGAGAAGGCAGACGGCACCAACUCAGAGCUCUACCCAGGAGACCGCAAAUUCUGGUCGGAGAUCUGCUCAGAACUCUUUUACCACCUGAAGCAGCAGUCGCCAAGAAACAUCAGCCUCGUGCUCUCAAGCUUGGCACGCAAGCAGCUGCGUGAUGUCGAGUUGUUGGACCAUGUGGCGGCCCACCUUGAUGGGCCCUGGCUGACCUGCUUCAACAUCCAGGAAGUUUCUCGUGAGAUCCCCUAG